AUGGCCACAACCUCUCUUCCUCCGUCAGCUCUGGGUCCUAAUGGAAACAACAAUCCUAGCGGACUGAGCUUGACCAGACCGGCCUUGAAUCCAGGAGGAGGCGUCGACCCAAUGGUCCUUGAAGAUGCGAUGAACAAGCUUGAUUCACUACGUCUGACUCGGUCUCCAUCUUCCACAUCAGGUCAUUCCCAGGUCACUUCGGGGGCUUCGUCACCCAGUGGAACGACCGGUAAAGCUGGUUUAUUGGAGAGAUUUGGCGGAGGAGACGCAAAAUCUGGCAUCCCCGGUAGUUCAGAGACUGUAGCGGCGACAUUGGGGAGGAGUAUACCUGGCACACCUCAUUUUGGAGCACAAACAGAGCUGCUCAAGACUUUGGAUGAAAGUACGAAGGUUAUCAGGCAGAAUGCCAACAUUCCAUCGAGAGCGUCCUCGGUGUCGGGCAUUGGGGCAGUCGUGGAGAAGCCGGACUAUUCAGAGGCCAAGAUCGUGGUUGCAAUGGUCGGACUGCCUGCCAGAGGCAAAUCAUACCUCAGCAACAAGCUCAUGAGAUAUCUGAGAUGGCUUGAAUACAACGUCGAAGUGUUCAAUGUUGGUCAAUUGCGGAGAUCGAAAGCCAGAGCAGCGGCUCAAUCUGGAGGGGAUAAAGCCGAUCAUACUGCUGUCUUCUUCAAUCAUUCUAACGAAGAGGGGAACAAGGCCAGGACACAGCUCGCAUCUGAGAGUUUGGAAGCGCUGAUCGCAUGGCUCAAGGCAGAGGGCAAUGUCGGUAUCAUGGAUGCCACGAAUAGCACAUUUGAGCGGAGGGCCUUGAUUAAGAAUCGACUUGCUCGCGAACCCAAGCUCCAGCUAUUGUUCGUCGAAUCUUUGUGCAACGAUCCAGCUGUCAUCGCGACGAAUAUCGCUUUGAAAGUCCAAUCGGGGGAUCCAGACUACGCCAACAUGUCUCGCGAGGAGGCUGAAAGAGAUUUCAGAUGGCGUAUAGAGGAAUACGAGCGGGUCUAUCAAUCGAUCAACGAGCCGGAUGUCAGCUUCUGCCGGAUACUCAACGUCGGUUCUCAAGUCACUAUCAAUCGGAUCGAAGGUUACCUUCAGAGUCGAAUUGCAUUUUACCUUAUGAAUCUCCAUCUCAAGCCGCGAAGCAUUUACCUGUCACGUCACGGAGAAAGCAUGUACAACGUCGACGGGAAGAUUGGAGGUGAUUCAGAUCUGUCUGAACGAGGCUGGGAAUACGCAAGAGCACUACCAGACCUGGUGAAGAAGAAUAUUGGUGACCUGCCACUAGAGGUCUGGACGUCAACACUCCAAAGAACAAUCCAAACCGGAUCUUUCUUGCCGUUCGAGAAGAAGACUUGGAAGUCGUUGGACGAAUUGGACGCAGGUGUCUGCGAUGGCAUGACUUACGAGGAGAUUGAAGCCAUGUACCCUGAAGACUACGAGGCUAGAGAUGACGACAAGUUCAAUUAUCGAUAUCGCGGUGGAGAAUCCUACCGAGACGUCGUUGUCCGACUCGAACCAGUCAUCAUGGAGCUUGAGCGACAGGAGAAUAUUCUGAUCAUUGCGCAUCAGGCCAUUCUAAGAUGCUUGUAUGCCUACUUUUUGGCUCUGCCACAGGAGGAGCUGCCGUACAUCAAGGCGAAUCCCCAGAUCCCACUGCACACGUUGAUCAAAAUUACACCUAUGGCAUAUGGAUGUCAUGAAGAACGAUACCCUCUACCGAUCGCAGCGGUCGACACCCAUCGACCGAAACCCAACUCCGGCCACCGCAAGAACUCCAUACCUUCUGGCGGAUCCUCUGUCAUGGGUCACGGCUCAGAUAAUCUCGAAGCGAUCUCGCGCGCUACGGCGAACACUGCACGUGACUAUUACGGCGACCUCUCAAGCCAUCCAAUGACGAAUCAAGGGAGCGCAAGCAAGUUGGGAGAAUUGACGACCUCGCCCAAACAUGGCUCAGCCGAGGCGGUGGAGGCUGUCAGAAGGGCGUUGGAAAAAGAUCAAGAUCAGGGCAAGUUGAGCCCGAAAGUUGCUGUUGGAUCCUUCAGGGGCCAGCAAUGA
This is a messenger RNA of Kockovaella imperatae, 2052 nucleotides long. Its product is annotated as 6-phosphofructo-2-kinase/fructose-2,6-bisphosphatase bifunctional enzyme. Gene Ontology annotation, molecular function: fructose-2,6-bisphosphate 2-phosphatase activity; 6-phosphofructo-2-kinase activity; ATP binding. The transcript has 11 exons. NCBI's taxonomy places the organism in Eukaryota, Fungi, Basidiomycota, Tremellomycetes, Tremellales, Cuniculitremaceae. The record is from RefSeq and is a predicted model, not a curated record. Gene Ontology annotation, biological process: fructose 2,6-bisphosphate metabolic process; fructose metabolic process. Gene Ontology annotation, cellular component: cytosol. Bases 1 to 2052 code for a protein of 683 amino acids.